Molecule: messenger RNA, 3175 nt
Organism: Durotheca rogersii
Lineage: Eukaryota; Fungi; Ascomycota; Sordariomycetes; Xylariales; Xylariaceae
Exons: 4
Coding region: 87-2930 (947 amino acids)
Biological process (GO): cytoplasmic stress granule assembly
Cellular component (GO): cytoplasmic stress granule
Molecular function (GO): RNA binding
Source: RefSeq, a predicted model, not a curated record
AGGGUCACAGGGUUGAAAUCACCCUCACCGACGGUGCCGAAUUCGAAGGUGCCUCGUACCCGACCAAUUCCGCCUGCGACCUGAGAAUGGUUCAGCACAAGAAGAACCCGGGCGAGACGGCCAACGGAACCAGCAAGAGAGACUAUCCCAACAUGCCCUUCCAAAAGAAGGACAUCUCGGAUGCUAGGGUCACGGGCAACCCUAACAAGGGCGACGUUAAGCAGAAUGGCACGUCGGUCAACUCUCGCAACGACUUUCGAACUGACAGUGCCAUCUCGGCUGCUCGCCUCGGCCACGAGCGGCCCCUUCAACCAUGGGUCGCGCCCACCAACUCCGACGGUCUUGAUUUGAGUUUGGAGAAGUCUGGCGGCGGCGGUACAUGGGAUCAGUUCGCCGCGAAUGAGCGUCAGUUUGGUAUCAAAAGUACAUAUGAUGAGAAUAUUUACACUACCGCUAUCGACAAGAAUCACCCGCAGUAUAAGGAGCGGGUGGCCGCCGCGGAGAAAAAGGCUAGGGAGAUUGAGCGAAGCGUGGCCGGCACAGCUCACGUCGCUGAGGAGCGGGUCAUGGAUUAUGCCGGUGGUGACGAUGCUGGCGUCGACGAAGAGGACAAAUACAGUGGCGUUAAACGACAAGACUUCCCUCCUCUACCGAAUAGUCGAGAGAAUAAGUAUACCCCUCCGGCAAGGCGAGCCCCGACCGGUUCUUCUACUGUGAAAGGCGCACCUGUCGACCCAGCUAUCAUAUCGUCUCAGCUCAAGACACAAAAGACUCAACCGGUCCUCCCCAAGCAGGACGACGGCAAGUCUCGGCCUACCGCAAAAGCUGAACCUCCUUCGACGUCUCCCGCCGUCAAGCCCCCCGAGCCCAAGCCGGAUAACAACAAAGUAGAGCCGCAACGCAAACCGUCGGAAGCCAAACCGCCGGUCCAGAACGCAGCCCCCUCGAAGCCAGCUGCUGCCACGGGCCGAGCAAACCCUCCCCAGGCGAAAGAUGGCCAGGGUGCAGCACUUAGUGCCACCUCGACAGUUGAACGGGACGUUCUCAAGGAGUUCAAAUCAUUCGCCAACCAGCAACGUGCCAACGUUGAGAAGGUUCGGAGUUCGAAGUUAAAGGCAGACAAGGAGGUCAAGCUCAUCGAGCUGAAAAAGUUUGCUGAUAACUUCAAACUACCAACUCCGGUUCCUAUCGAUUUGAUCUCUAUCAUCGCUAAGGAUCCUGCCAAGCAGCGGGAAAUCCAAGAGAAGGCCAAGCGAGAUGUUGCCGAAGUCGCUAGACGGAAGGCCGAAGAGGCCGCCGCAAAGGAGAAGAAGGGGGCGGCGGCCAAAGAGGCCCAAGCUAACGCGGUCUCUCAGCCUUCCGAUAGCAAGCCCGCACGUCAAACUUCAAAUGCACCAGCGCCAGUUCCCGCGGCUGCUCAACCACGACAUCAGGGUAACCGUCAGAGUUACAUUUCUCCCACGUAUCCGCACGCGGGAAAUCGCCCGGGUCCCCAACACAUGCAGCAGCCGGGGCGCCAGGGCGGCUUGACCGGCCGCAUUCGGGCUAUAGAGGCGCAAAAGGCGCAGCAGGGCCAGGACGUCCGCUUGCCCCCAACCGGACCGGCCAAUGCCACGGAUCCUUCUUUCGUUCGUCGCAUUGGGGGGGGCGUGCCCAACCACGUAGGCGGCAAGCUGAAUCCGAACAGCCACGAGUUCCGGCCCAGCCCUUUCGCGCCGACGUUCAACCCUCACCCCAGCGCAGGGUCUAGUCCCCGUUCGGCCAUCAACCACGGCGCCGAGUUGCAUUCCGGCACCGCCAGUACUCCGUCCCAAUUGAUCGUCAUUACCAAGAAGAGGAAGGCAGUCGACCCGAAGAAAUGCGUUAUAUUGUCUUUUGUCAAGACGAUCCAACCCCCAGAGAAUAAGAAUUGGAUCGACAACGACGGCCUGCGGCCUUCAUACGAUACCCCGCCCACUUGGCGCUCAGCGACGGACGACGAGAAACCAGAUUCGACUAUGCGCUUGUCAUACGACGAAUACUUCGAGCGACAGCCCUUCAACACGCAACCGACCCCGAACCCCCCACAUCUGCUCCCCCAGAUGGCCCAUCAACACCAAUUGCCUUUACAUAUGCAGCAUGGAGCGCACCCUGUCGCUCCGCGACACUCGCCACACGUGCCUCCGGUCCAAAUCCACGGCGGCCAGCAUGGGCCCGUUCCUCAUGCUCCGUUCAACGGAGCGGAUGAUCACAGGAUGAUGCAUUCGAAUUCGUCCCAGUCGUACUCCUCGCCGAGGAUGGGACAGGUACCGAUGGUGUACCCCCCUAAUAUGAACACCCCGCAGAUGCCUUAUAAUCAACCCAUGAUCCCCUCGUUCAUGGGACCCGGAGCGCCGCCCAUGAACCAGUUCAACCGCAGCUUCUCUAACAACCCCCAGUAUAUCCCCCAGCAGCCUGGAGGAAUGGGUGCGCCGAUGAUGAUGCAGCCGCAAUUCAUGUCGCCUCAAUCGAUGGUGCCAGCGCCCCCGCAGAUGCACCCAUAUCCUACCGGCCAUCUCCAGUUCAUGCCUCCCGGCGCUACCCCACCCCAGCCAAUGCCGGGCACGAACGGCUACCCAAGCCCUAGGCAGACGGCGACUAUGAUGGUCCCGCAGGGAUCGCAGCAGGGACAGCCUCUAUACGGCAUGAGCCCCAACAUCCCAUACCAGCAGCCGGCAACCUUUAUGCCGCCACAAGGCCAGGUGAACAACAUGCGAGGCUAUAACAACCCAGGCCCUCAGCAGUUUGGAACCAGCCCGCAAAAUGCGCAUCAGUACGGACCGCCGUAUCGAAACGGCGGUAACUUCAAGAAUUACCAGGGCCACAAUCAGCACCAAGGUCCGCAAGGCGGCCAUUCCAUCCCGGCCGGACCGCAGGGUCGAUCUUCUGAGGGUCCGGACGAGGCUAAGUGAAUGGAGGUACCGGAACUACUUGCGAAGAACAUACCGGCGCCGCGCUCCAGCGCAUAUUUAGUUUCAUCAUUCAGCCCAGCAUCAGUACCGGCCGCCUGGGCACGUCGAUCAUAGCAUCCCCUUCGCACAGACAAGUAGCGUUAUCGACAUAACGACAAGUGGUGGGGUACGAGGCUCUAUGAAAGCCUUGUAGUGGAAAGAAGACAGGGUGACAACGUUUUGAUACGAGGACGAAUGGCCAGCGA